This is a messenger RNA of Drosophila takahashii, 3543 nucleotides long. It is a transcript of the gene mei-9, whose product is annotated as DNA repair endonuclease XPF mei-9. Gene Ontology annotation, biological process: double-strand break repair via homologous recombination; resolution of meiotic recombination intermediates; nucleotide-excision repair involved in interstrand cross-link repair. Gene Ontology annotation, cellular component: nucleotide-excision repair factor 1 complex. The record is from RefSeq and is a predicted model, not a curated record. Lineage: Eukaryota; Metazoa; Arthropoda; Insecta; Diptera; Drosophilidae. Gene Ontology annotation, molecular function: single-stranded DNA binding; single-stranded DNA endonuclease activity; damaged DNA binding.
GGCACAAAAGUUGCGAAAUUGAAUCCUUGUUAAUAAUAUUGCAACAUGUCCGAUUCGGGUGCGGAAAAAGCCGAGAAGGAGGCGGAACUGGAGCUGCCCGAGGAUGUGGAUACCGCCAAGCUGCUGGAGACCACCGCCGCCCUGCAGGAGGACGAAGAUCUCGCCAAUAUCGUGACCGCCGAGGAGUAUUUAAUGUGCAAGGAUGUGGUCCUCUUGGAGUACGAAAAACAAAUGUUUCUCGAUCAGGUCCAGGCGGAUGGUCUUCUAGUUUGCGCCAAGGGCCUAAGUUACGAGCGCGUUUUGAUCAACAUCCUGAAGGCCUACAGCGAUUCCGGGAAUCUGGUGCUCGUUAUCAACAGUUCCGAUUGGGAGGAGCAGUACUACAAGUCCAAAAUGGAACCCAAAUACGUCCACGAAGUGGCCAACACGGCCACUGAACGAGAGCGCGUUUAUCUCGAAGGCGGCCUGCAGUUCGUCAGCACCCGCAUCCUGGUGGUGGAUCUGCUGAAGCAGCGUAUUCCCAUCGAGCUGAUCAGCGGCAUUGUGGUCCUGCGGGCGCACACCAUCAUCGAGAGCUGCCAGGAGGCGUUCGCCCUGCGCCUGUACCGCCAGAGGAACAAGACCGGGUUCGUGAAGGCUUUCUCCAGCAGCCCGGAGGCCUUCACCAUUGGCUACUCGCACGUGGAGCGCACCAUGCGCAAUCUGUUCGUCAAGCACUUGUACAUCUGGCCCCGCUUCCAUGCCACCGUUCGCGGCGCCCUGCAGCCGUGGCAGACGCAGACGAUCGAGCUGCAUGUGCCGCUCAGCCAGAGCAUGACGGCCAUUCAGACGCACAUCCUGGACAUAAUGAACUUUCUGGUGCGGGAGAUCAAGCGCAUCAAUCGCACCGUCGACAUGGAGGCCGUUACGGUGGAGAACUGUGUGACCAAGAAGUUCCACAAGAUCCUGCAGGCGCAGCUCGACUGCAUCUGGCAUCAGCUCAAUUCGCAGACCAAGUUAAUAGUGGCGGAUCUCAAGAUUCUGCGCAGUCUAAUGAUCUCCACCAUGUACCACGAUGCCGUGAGUGCCUAUGCCCUGAUGAAACGCUAUCGCAGCACGGAAUAUGCGCUGAGUAACUCGGGAUGGACGUUGCUAGAUGCCGCCGAGCAGAUUUUCAAGCUCUCCCGGCAGCGCGUAUUCAAUGGCCAGCAGGAAUUCGAGCCCGAACCCUGUCCCAAAUGGCAGGCUCUCACCGAUCUGCUCACCCAGGAUAUUCCCGGCGAUAUGCGACGCUGCAGGCGAACGGAGCAGCCGAAGGUUUUGAUCCUCUGCCAGGAUGCUCGCACCUGCCAUCAGCUGAAGCAGUACCUCACGCAGGGCGGCCCGCGAUUCCUGCUCCAGCAGGCACUGCAUCACGAAGUGCCCGUGGGCAAGCUGAGCGACAAGUACGCCAAGGAGAGUCAGGGCAAGGGAGCUCAGUCUUCUACCAAGAAGGAGCCUCUCAAAGAGGAGCCUGUUUCUAGUUCCCAACCUCCACCCGCUGGCAUGGAUGAACUGGCGCAGCUGCUGAGCGAAUCGGAGACCGAGGGCCAGCACUUCGAGGAGAGCUACAUGCUCACCAUGACGCAGGAGCCGCAGGUGGACAUCAAACUCGAUCCGGAUGCCUCCAUUUUCGAAACCAUUCCAGAACUGGAGCAAUUCGAUGUGACAGCCGCCCUGGCAGCGGUGCCCCAUCAGCCGUACAUAUGCCUGCAGACCUUUAAGACGGAGCGCGAGGGCUCCAUGGCGCUGGAGCACAUGCUGGAGCAACUGCAGCCGCACUACGUGGUCAUGUAUAAUACCAAUGUCACGGCCAUUCGGCAGCUGGAGGUCUUCGAAGCCAGGCGUCGCCUGCCGCCCGCAGAUCGCAUGAGGGUCUACUUCCUGAUCCAUGCACGCACCGUGGAGGAGCAGGCCUAUCUGACCAGCUUGCGGCGCGAGAAGGCGGCCUUUGAGUUGAUCAUAGACACCAAAAGUAAAAUGGUGAUUCCCGAGUACCAGGACGGCAAGACCGACGAGGCCUUCUUGCUGUUCAAGAACUACGACGACGAGUUGGCCGGCGAGAAUGCCAAGAGUCGCCAGGCAGGCGGGCAGGCGCCGCCGGCGCCCAAGGAGACGCCCAAGGUGAUUGUGGACAUGCGCGAGUUCCGCUCCGACCUGCCCUGCCUGAUUCACAAGCGUGGACUGGAGGUGCUGCCGCUGACCAUCACGAUUGGCGACUAUAUACUCACGCCGGAUGUCUGCGUGGAGCGCAAGUCCAUCUCGGACCUGAUUGGCUCACUGAAUUCGGGGCGAUUGUACAACCAGUGUGUGCAGAUGCAGCGGCACUACGCCAAGCCCAUCCUGCUGAUCGAGUUCGAUCAGAACAAGCCCUUCCAUCUGCAGGGCAAGUUCAUGUUGUCGCAGCAGACGAGCGUGGCCAAUGCGGACAUUGUGCAGAAGCUGCAGCUGCUCACGCUGCACUUUCCCAAGCUGCGACUCAUCUGGUCGCCCAGUCCGUAUGCCACCGCGCAGCUCUUCGAGGAGCUGAAGCUGGGCAAGCCCGAACCGGAUCCCCAGAAGGCGGUGGCCCUGGGCAGCGACGAGCCAACGGCCGGCGAGCAAUUGCAUUUCAACAGCGGCAUCUACGAUUUCCUGCUGCGGCUGCCGGGCGUUCACACGCGCAACAUACACGGCCUGCUGCGGAAGGGCGGCAGCCUGCGGCAACUGCUGCUGCGCAGCCAGCAGGAGCUGGAGGAGCUGCUGCAGUCGCAGGAGAGCGCCCGGCUGCUGUACGACAUCCUGCACGUGGCCCACUUGCCCGAGAAGGACGAGGUGGCCGGCUCGACGGCGCUGCUGGCGGCUGGCAAGCAGUUUGGCGCCGGAUCGCACAAUCGCUUCAGGAAGGCGGCAGCCGAGUCGCGACGCGGUCGCCGAUAGAGUCCAAAGAGCCUGCAGAAUUUAAAGAGGCAAAGAGAAGAAGCUGCGGCAGAAGAAUCAGGAGCUGGACAACCCUGCUCUGAAGUGCCGGGCAAACAGACAGCGCGAAAUUAUGGAAAUUUUUUAAACGAUGCAAUUAAGUCGACUAGGGAAUGGGCUGCCGAUGCGAAUGCGAAUGCGGAUGCAGAUGAGGAUGAGGAUGAGUUGACUGUCUGGCCGUCAGACAACGUUGACAACCGGGAAAGCGCUGACCGCUGGGGAUGCGACAACCGGCUGCCACUGCAUCCACGACUGCAUCCGUGUGCCAUUGGGGAUGAGCGCUUAAAAAUCAAUUUUCAAUAAAUUUUUAAUUGCCCCCACACUGGCCGUCUGCAGCCACCCAUCCCCCAGGACUUGCCACGCCCAGAACACCUGCAACAUUAACAGCCAGGCAUGUGAUACAAGCAGCUACAAACGGAAUUUUUCAUCCACAGUUCAACUCGCCAGGAAAAGAGCGCCAUUGUAAGAUGUAAGCUAUAAGCGUAUUCAGUGAAAAAGUUAAUUUCAGUUAAGGAAAGGCUUUUUUUUUUAAUUGAAUACAAUUUAAAUAUAUUAAAUCUAGUUUCU